This is a messenger RNA of Panicum virgatum (switchgrass), 1478 nucleotides long. Its product is annotated as ATP-dependent Clp protease proteolytic subunit-related protein 4, chloroplastic-like. The record is from RefSeq and is a predicted model, not a curated record. The coding region runs from base 78 to 941 and encodes 287 amino acids. Gene Ontology annotation, molecular function: ATP-dependent peptidase activity; serine-type endopeptidase activity; ATPase binding. Gene Ontology annotation, cellular component: endopeptidase Clp complex. NCBI's taxonomy places the organism in Eukaryota, Viridiplantae, Streptophyta, Magnoliopsida, Poales, Poaceae. The transcript is spliced from 7 exons. Gene Ontology annotation, biological process: protein quality control for misfolded or incompletely synthesized proteins.
CCGCACUCCGACCGUGCCGCGCCCCCUCAGCUCAGCUCGCUCCCCUCCAGGCUCCCGCACUGCCGUGCCACCUCGCUAUGGAGGCCGCCGCCGCCUUGUCCCCUCCCCGCGUCGCCCUCGACGCGCGCUCCCUCUUCUCCCCGCCCCGCUCCCUCUCCGCCUCGCCCUCAUCGCAGCUCCGCCUCGCCGCCCGCCCGCGCGCGCUCGCCGCCGCCAGGCCGCGGUUCCUGAGCCCCCACCGAGACCCCGCCGCCGACGGCGGCCGCGGCGCCAGGGAUGUCGUCACGAUGGUGGUGCCGUUCCUGAGGGGGACCGCGUGGGAGCAGCCGCCGCCGGAUUUGGCGUCGUUCCUGUACAAUAACCGGAUCGUGUACCUGGGGAUGUGCCUCGUGCCGUCGGUCACGGAGCUCAUGCUGGCCGAGUUCCUCUACCUCCAGUACGACGACGCCGAGAAGCCCAUCUACCUGUACAUCAACUCCACUGGCACCACCAAGAAUGGUGAGAAGUUAGGUUAUGAGACAGAAGCUCUUGCAGUGUAUGAUGCUAUGAGGUAUGUAAAAGUUCCAAUUUUCACACUCUGUGUCGGUAAUGCAUGGGGAGAAGCUGCUUUGCUCUUAGCUGCUGGUGCUAAAGGUAACCGUGCUGCACUUCCAUCCUCGACGAUAAUGAUAAAACAGCCGAUUGGUCGUUUUCAAGGUCAGGCAACAGAUGUUGACAUUGCAAGAAAAGAGAUCAGAAAUGUCAAGAUAGAAAUGGUUAAGCUGCUGGCAAGGCACAUUGGUAAACCAGUAGAAGAGAUCGCUCGGGAUAUCAGACGGCCUAAGUACUUCAGCCCCAGUGAAGCUGUGGAUUAUGGAAUCAUUGACAAAGUGAUAUACAACGAGAAAAUCCAGGAAGACGGUGGUGUCGUGUCAGAACUCAAAAGAUCAAAUUUGAUAUAGUGUUUUUUUAAACAAGUAGAGACAUUUUUGUAAGUUUAGUGGCGAGUUACAUGCGUUUGUGUAUUGGUUAGUAUUUGCCAUUCAUUAGCUGGCUAUAGAGCACAUAACUGGAUAGCCAAUGCAAUGCACAAGCGUUUCUUUGAACCUUACUAUUUCAACCGGUACUGCCCUUGACCGGUUGCCCCAAUAGGCGUGCUUAUUGGCGAAUUCUAACUCUUGGUCUUAACCAAGUUGCUCUCUUCCCCAAAAUGUGCCAGCAAAUCAGAGCGGGACGAAGAACGCAAGGUGCAGGCACAAUGGGAUGGACUGGGCCACUUUGGUCUUGAUUCGGGUAUGGCCGGGUAGGACCAGGACUAGGCAAAUAAAAUUCAUGAUCUGUUUACUUUAAUAAUAUCGUGCAAUUUGAGAGGGAUUGUGGUUGGAAGCAUGUCAGUUUUUUGAAAAUAUACCCCCUCGAGUGGUAUAAACAAAUGCUUUUUGAUAUGUUGUUUGUAUACUAUAUAUAGAUUCAUAUGGGAAGCAACAGGAUUCGUGGUU